This is a messenger RNA of Auxenochlorella protothecoides, 1440 nucleotides long. RefSeq names its product DENN domain-containing protein 1B. Gene Ontology annotation, cellular component: cytosol; intracellular membrane-bounded organelle. Bases 1 to 1440 code for a protein of 479 amino acids. The record is from RefSeq and is a predicted model, not a curated record. NCBI's taxonomy places the organism in Eukaryota, Viridiplantae, Chlorophyta, Trebouxiophyceae, Chlorellales, Chlorellaceae. Gene Ontology annotation, biological process: endocytosis; endocytic recycling. The transcript has 7 exons. Gene Ontology annotation, molecular function: guanyl-nucleotide exchange factor activity; phosphatidylinositol phosphate binding.
AUGUUCCGCACUUGCUUCGCAGCGACGAUUGCGGAGGUCAAGGGUGCACGGCAGGCCUUCAUCACCUCCCGCUUCGAGAUCGACUCCAAGGGCCUUCCAACAGAUGCCAACAUCCUGGAAUUUUGUUUCCCGCUGGGCGCUGCAGCCGUAGUCCCCAAGGAGUACCAGGCGGUCGAGGAGUUCCUGUUUGCCCUGACGGGGGGUGGCGGCGACCGCCUGUAUGGCUUCUGCAGGCACUCCCUCCCCCCCAACCGCCCCGGGGAGGGCAACGGUCGGGGGAUCGCCAAGCUCCAGCGAUAUCCCCAGGCGCUGUGCAUCGUCUCGCCCCACCCAUGGGCCCAGUUCUUCUUCAGGGUGCUGGAGGUGCUGGACCGCACGCUGCGCGCGCUGCCCUCCCCGACCCUGAACGGCCACGCUUUCCUGCGCGACCUGGACGCCGCGGCCCCCGCCGCGCUUGGGUCGGUGCUGCGCCUGCCCUGGCCGGCCUGCCUGCACGUCGGGUCCCUGCCCCGCCAGCACCGCGCCUUCGCCUCCCCCGCCGACCCGGGGGCCUGGCUGGCCGCAGGCGAGGGCGGCGUGCUGGAGCUGGAGGUGCCCCCCGACGUCGGCGGCGGCGCCUCCACCGCCGGCAUCCCACUGGCCCCCCUCCUCUGGCACCUCACGCCGCGCCUGGCGGUCAGCCUCCUGGCCGCCCUGCUCAUGGAGCGCCGCGUGGUGGUGGUCUCCGCCGACCUGGGCCGCCUGACGGCCGCCGUGGCCGCCGCGGCCGCGCUGCUGCACCCUUUCCACUGGCAGCACAUCUUCCUGCCCCUUGUCCCCGCGUCGCUGCUGGAUUACCUGGCGGCGCCCAUGCCCUUCCUGGCGGGCGUGCCCGCGGCCUGCCUGCCCACGCUGCGCACGCUGGCCAUGGAGGAGGCGGCCUUCGACGACCUGCGCGACCUCCAGCGGUCGCCCGCCGAGGCAGCCUCCACGCCCAAGGCCGCCGAGAUCGUGCGUGCCUGGGCGGGGCUGGUGCACGUCGCGCGCAGCACAGGCAGCGUGCAGCGCGCCCGGUCCGACACCAGCAUCAGGGCGCAUGGCUUCGUGUUCGACCUGGAGGGUUUCGUGAACGGCCCGCGCCGCGCCUCGCGCCUCGCCGCCUUCUUCGCCGCCUUCCGCCACUCCCAGAUGUUCGAGGUGUUUGUCGUGGAGCGCUGCGCGGCGGCCGCGCAGGGCUACCCGCUCACCGACGCGUUCGAGGCCGAGGUCUCCGAUCGUGUGGGCCAGGGGGCCUCGCCCCUGGCGGCGGCCGCGGCGGCCGCCGCUGCGCGCGGCGCCGGUUCGCGCAUCGGCAGCCUCUGGCGCAAGACCUCCGACGUCGUGCGACAGUCCUCCGACACCCUGGUCACCGCCGUCAGGACGCUGGGCACGCUGCAGGACGACUACCCACUGCCCGGGUGA